AUGGAAUCUUCAUUUACAUCCUUUCGAAACAACAAAUUUAUGAAAUGUAAAGGCGACUUUGCCAGGUCAAUUUCGAUGUCGCAAGUAUGCCAUUUGGUUAACCGUUUCCCUCCAUCCUGCUGGUUCCAUUUAUCUGCUUUCUUGCUAUCACUGUUCAAGUAUGCCAGCGUCGAGUGGGUCUGGCGGGUUUGGCUUGAUAACUGA
Molecule: messenger RNA, 204 nt
Organism: Mucor velutinosus
Lineage: Eukaryota; Fungi; Mucoromycota; Mucoromycetes; Mucorales; Mucoraceae
Gene: HIS3
Product: imidazoleglycerol-phosphate dehydratase
Exons: 3
Coding region: 1-204 (67 amino acids)
Source: RefSeq, a predicted model, not a curated record